Molecule: messenger RNA, 1011 nt
Organism: Dovyalis caffra
Lineage: Eukaryota; Viridiplantae; Streptophyta; Magnoliopsida; Malpighiales; Salicaceae
Source: the annotation of a GenBank genome assembly
AUGGAGUUGGUUGUAGCGGCCAGUACCUCAACAGAUUCCGCACUAGUUCGAACAAUUCCAAUACAUUCACCACGCCGGCACCGCCGUAAUGCAGCUUUCUCCGAGUUUAAACAGCAGAAUCUCCCAGCUUGUAAGCCUGUCCUCAAGCCAGCCUAUGUUAUUACUACUUUUUUGUUGAUCGGUUUUUUUUUCAUUCCUGUUGGACUAGUCACUCUUCGUGCUUCUCGUACUGUUGUUGAAAUUGUGGAUCGCUAUGAUGCGGAAUGUGUUCCUGAGCCAUUUAGAGCGGACAAAGUGUCAUUUAUCAAAGAUAUCUCUCUUUCCAAAAAUUGCUCUCGGAUUCUCAAGGUGCGCAAGCAUAUGAAAGCUCCGAUAUACAUCUACUAUCAGCUUGACAAUUACUAUCAAAAUCACCGCAGGUAUGUCAAGAGUAGAAGUGAUCAGCAACUCUUACAUGGACUUAAGUCCAAAGACACAAGUUCCUGUAAUCCUGAAGAGUCCAAUAAUGGUCUUCCUAUUGUCCCUUGUGGACUGAUAGCGUGGAGUUUGUUCAAUGACACAUAUACACUUAUUCGUGGAACGGAAAAAUUGAGCAUCAACAGGAAGAAGAUUGCCUGGGAGAGUGACCGUAAUAGCAAAUUUGGGAAGCAAGUAUAUCCCUUCAAUUUCCAGAAUGGAACGUUGAUCGGUGGUGGGAAGCUAGAUCCCAAAAUCCCUCUAAGUGAUCAAGAGGAUCUUAUUGUAUGGAUGCGCACUGCUGCUCUUCCUAGCUUCCGCAAGUUGUAUGGUAGAAUCGAAGAGGACUUGGAGGCAGAUGAUGUUAUAGUGGUCCAUCUAAUGAACAAUUAUAAUACAUACAGCUUUGGAGGGAAAAAGAAACUUGUCCUUUCGACAUCAAGUUGGUUAGGAGGAAGGAAUGACUUUCUUGGAGUUUCCUACAUCUUUGUUGGUGGUUCUUCUGUAAUCCUCUCGAUUGUCUUCAUGUUGCUCCAUAUGAAAAAUUCAAGGUAA